UUAAUAAUAAGAAAAAUAUACGUAUACCCUUUAUAGUUAUACAUAUACACAAGCUGGGAUGGCCGGUUCAAAGUAUCGAGGCGGGGGUAAAGGAAUCAAUCCAGAGGUGGCCAGUCGAUGGGCUACGCUGCCACCACAGACCAAAGAAGAGAAGAACUCCCUCUACAAUGACGACUUCAAGAUCGGAAUAUUGCUAGUGUCUAUCUGUGCCUUGGCGAUGGUCGUGAUUGUCGGGGGAAUGUACGUGUUUCUAACCAUCUCGAGUCCUAGCUAGUUGUCUCAUCUCUGCAGCCUGAAAAUUUGGUGUCCGUCAGUCUAAGCGUCGACUUAGCCAUGAUAUUGGCUGCUGUACGCUUUUGGUGUCACACUGGCUUUGUAUGCCCGGCAAGGGUUAUGCAGUCAAAUGGUCGGGUGUGAGUAUAUUUUUUGUUAACGCGCAGUGCGCUUAACCUUAGACUGUACGUCAACACGCGCGGACAGUUACAGUGAGAGAAGAUUGAAUGAUUCAGAGUUCAGCCUGAAGUGUCUGCCUCCAGACAUGCAGGUGGUACUACCAAUUAUCUAUGGGGAUAGCAUUCUGUAAGAUCUUAUUAUAUCAACAAAAAAAUUGGUGUUGAGGCAAUAUGUUAGCCCAGACUCCACGGUUAGUGACAGGGUUGAACGCGUAUCUACUAUUGGAGUGUUAGCGGUUCUUUCUGGUUUGACGACAGGUGUUGCCCAUUUAUUCUAACUACCCUUCAGAUCCCAUCUAUUCUCAUGGAAAUCGCUUCCAAUAGUCGUGGGUUGUGGCAACGUAUGUCAGAGAUAGAAUUAUGUGUAGCUCCAACUGAGGUAUUUAAGGCCCUAACCUUACUUCAGAGUGAAUAGAAAGAUUUGAUCCGGGUUCGCCAAAUAUAUUAGAAGUGCUGCCAUUCCAAAGCGCUGUGAAAAAUGCUUGCGGAUUUACAAGGCGGCUCUAAGGCUAAUGUUGGUUUAGAGAAGACGCAAGUUCCCGAAGCUGUCGCUCCUAUCGCAAGAUAAUUCGCUGGUGCUGUAAUACCGUAUUGCAGACAUUACCUAUUGACUGCAGGGGGGGAGCUAAAAGCUCUCGUGACGAAGCGGGCGAUAUCUGAAGUUGAGAAACUAGGUUGAAGCAGAUCUGUGCCAUGGUUUGCGAUUAUUCAGUGGCCACAAGUCGAGAAAGGGUACAACGGCACGUCACUUCAUAACAAGUAUUCAGGAAAGUUGAGUUUUUUAAGAGUUGGGUCGAAUGAAGCGGUGGCGAAAACGAACCAAUAAAUAGUUUAGGCAGAGAGUGCGCUGUGCAA
Messenger RNA from Sphaeroforma arctica JP610, 1307 nucleotides. RefSeq lists its product as hypothetical. The coding region runs from base 59 to 274 and encodes 71 amino acids. Lineage: Eukaryota; Ichthyosporea; Ichthyophonida. The transcript has a single exon. The record is from RefSeq and is a predicted model, not a curated record.